Molecule: messenger RNA, 1200 nt
Organism: Emiliania huxleyi CCMP1516
Lineage: Eukaryota; Haptophyta; Isochrysidales; Noelaerhabdaceae
Exons: 2
Source: RefSeq, a predicted model, not a curated record
UCGAGCUUGCUCGACCGGAGAACGAUCGAUGCCGCCGGGUUUUCAGCUCCUCGUCUUCGCCCACGCAGCUGCGUCGGGGCUGCCCGACCUCGCGAGCACACCGCUCCACAAUGUUCAAGUCGCCGACCCGACCGGCAUGCUCCUGUCGCACGCUCAGGGACUCCGCCCGAACCACUCGUCGGGCGCGGCGGCCGACGACCCUCUGCUCUUUCGCCAUCGGUUCCAGCACCACAACGCCGCGACUGACAGCCUUCUCUACUACCAGUACGAGGCCAAGCGGCACCCAAACGUCGUCGUCCUCACGGACAUGGUCGAGUCGUGUGAGGCGUCGGACGGCGAGGGAGGCGACGACGUGACAGACAUCAAGGUCGCGACGAGCGUUCCGAUGAACAUGACGAACGGGACGAUCAUCGUUGGCGACGUCAACUGCACCUUUCGAGAGGCCGAUGGCACCUCCUCGCCGUGGCGCAGCACCCUUCGCGAGCGCGUGCUUUCUUCCUCCAUCGCCGCGUCUGCUGCUGACAGCCAGCUGGUGAAUCUUCGCACGGUGCACGCCGCGCUCAAUGAGAUAUUCCAGCAUGCGCAGCUCGAGCUCUUUCAGGGCAGGCCACACGCGUUUGAUGCUGCCCGCGACAAGCGCUUGGCAUCGCUGGCUAACAAUGGCGGGUAUGACGACAAGUAUGGCUUUGCGAGUGCAGACGCGGUGAUCGCAGACGCAAAGAAGGACGCUCUCGCUCGGCGCCGGCUUGCCGACGCGGCGCGCCCUCAGAAGCAGAAGAAGUCGUCCCCGCAGAACACAUCGUCGGCCAACCGGCGCGAGCUCUACCAUACCUCAUGCAACCGUCUGUUAUUGCAGGACGGGGUACAAGACGACUUCACCCUCGUACUCCAAGGGACAGACUGCAACGACGGCGACCGACCGGGCCCUGGCAUGGAGGAUCGGACAUGUUUCUGGAAGACUGGAGACAAGAUUUCCCUCAAGGCUGGGAACGAGUACACUCUCCGGUGGAAAAGCAAUACGAACGAGCGUGUUGAAAUCUUCGUGCAAGAAUCGGACGGUGGGUGGGGCAGCACCCACUGCGCAGACCUUUCCCCCCGGUAUUGGAUCACCAAUCGAAGGUAUACGAGCGGAGAUAUGCGUGACUCACCAAACGUAUUCACAUUCACGAUGCCGGACGCGGCUUCCCCGAGUUCUUUUUU